This is a messenger RNA of Falco peregrinus (peregrine falcon), 5041 nucleotides long. It is a transcript of the gene XIAP, whose product is annotated as X-linked inhibitor of apoptosis. NCBI's taxonomy places the organism in Eukaryota, Metazoa, Chordata, Aves, Falconiformes, Falconidae. The transcript has 8 exons. Bases 2021 to 3526 code for a protein of 501 amino acids. The record is from RefSeq and is a predicted model, not a curated record.
UAUAACACAAAAAUGAAGAAUCUUGAAAAAUUUAUCCACCACCACCCCCCUAAAUGGUAGUGUUGUAGUACUGAAUUUGAAAUUAUUUUCACAGUGAGUUGUGUUACAAGAGGCAGAACAACAGAAUAAUUAAGCAAAUGAAGAUAGUGGUAAGGAGUAUGGAAACAGGAUGGAAGAACAAACAGGCUGGUUUUUCCAACGUGUUGUGGAGGGAAAAAGCCACAAAUGUAAAAAUUACUCUUUCCCUAUGAUUUGCCUGAAAGAAUACUUAAAGAAUUUCAAUAAGCUUAAAUGGUACAAUUCAAGCUACCUUGUAAUUAAAAAUUUAUAGCUAAAUCGUACAGAGAGUUCUGUAUGAUUUUCAGGAGUACAGUGCCUAUAAUGAAAAAUAUUUUAUUAUAUUCCUGCUUAGGCCAUAAAUAAAACAUUCAUCUUACUGGAACUGCCAGAGAAACUUGAGACUGUCGGGCUUGCUCCUUUUUUGUAGUUUUGAUUUGGUGGGAGGGUUACUGGAAGUCUUGUACACUUGGUGUUUGCUCUCUUGAUCUCUACUUCUACCUUCAGUCUCCUUCUAGGUCUUUCUCAGUAUGCUUGAGGUUUGGUAGGAUUUUUUUCUGUGUUGGUUUUUUUUGUGCUUUUAGUGGGUUUAUUUGGUCCCCUACCUUCCCCCUUAUUUUUAGGUACUGUCGUCUGUAGGCAAUUCAUUUCAGUGGCAGCAGCUGUUGGAACUAAACCUUUGCUUUAGGUAGGUUUUCCUGUUUCCAAAUGAAAAAUGCUGUCAUGUCUUUCACACUUUACUGUGUACUAAACACUUAGCAAGGUGUGGUAGAGCUAAAACGGUUUUCUCCAGACCCUUUAGUCCUUCUUCUUCCUUGGUCACUUUGAAAAACCACAGAUUUAUACAUUAAUCAAUUAGAGCCAUUAAUGAUGUCUUAUGCUUGACCUUUGACCUCUCUGUAGAACUAUGUGCUUAGGCUACAGCAUGCCAGUUUUUUCUAUAGCGGCUGGUAUUUACUCCUUCUUUCUUAUACACACAGCUGAAGUUCAUCUGAAAACAUUUAUCUUUCAAGUUCACAAAAAAAAUUACUGAGCGCUGCCAUGAAUCCAUUCUUCUUGUUUAUUGCAGUGUUCCAUACCCAUAUGACUUCUUCAUUAAGAAAAAUACAGUAUGAAAAUCAUUCUCAGAAUAGUAUGUUUCUAUUGGCCUGUUUAUAUUUAUUUCUAAGAUGGAGAGUGUAAAAGUCACUGUGAGUAGAGUCAAGAAUUAGGAAGAUGUAAUGAUAGCCUAGUAGAACCUUGAGCAGCUGACUGACUUCCUAUGAUGAUAAACCCUGCUGGGAAGCUAAAUAGGACCUGUUUGAGAAAACAGAGAAAUGAAACUGAGGUGAUGGAUUUACUUAAGCUUUGGCAGUGAAUCAAAAGGCAUUUUGUAGAUAUAUACGCUCUUUAUGAAAUAAAAAAUCUCUAGGCAGAAAUUUUUUUCAAAUGGUUAUUGAUAAUUACGUGUAAAUAUGCUAAGAUUUCUAAAUGCUGUUUAAUAAAUCCUGUAUUUCUUGUGGCUUUUAAGUAUGCUUUCAGUUAGCAGCGUGCACCUUUCUUGAUCUAAUUGCAGCUGAGCAGGCACAAAGUGAAAUUCAGUGAAGUGACAUGCAUAAUUGUGUGUCAGCUGGUACAGGAUGUUCUGCUUGAUAUUUACUUGCUGCACUGCUCUCACAUUUCAAAAUUCAGCCAAAAACGAACACUAACAUUGCUCUCAUAGUCAGCGUGUCACGCAGAAGCUCCACGUGUAUGUACCGUUUGGUCAGGAACAUGAGGCUGUGCAAUACUGAGACGUGGUUUUGAGAGGCUUCUAGAAUGAUGGUUGAAUCUUUCUGCUCCAAAAGAUCAAGAUUAAAUAAUGUGGUUGAUACAGUUGAAGACAGUAACUUCAUAUUAAAGAAUGGAUCUGUGGUGAUUGGAGCUUCUGCCAGUACUUAAUGCUCUUUUGGAAAUCUGAAAGGAUAGCCCUACAUAUGAAGAGAUGACGUGUAAUGUCUCAGAUAACCUGGAAGCUUGUGCUACUCCAGACACUGACCAUGAUCAAGAAUGGGCUCAGGAACACUACCGACUAGGAACUUUUGUUGAAUUUCCACUUGGCUGUCCAGUUUCAGCGUCGGCACUAGCACGAGCUGGCUUUGUUUAUACUGGAGAAGGUGACAAAGUGAAGUGCUUUAGUUGCUGUACAAUUAUCGAAGGAUGGGCAUCUGGGGAUUCUGCAGUUGAGAGACACAAAAAGCUUUCCCCAAACUGCAAAUUUAUUACCGAAUCUGCUUUUCUGGAGAAUAACAUACAUCCUCUUGCCCAGAACUACCAGCAUAGAACUGAAAAUGGUUCCAGCAAUUCAGCCCUCCCGUGUACUCUGGAUGACACAUCUGAUGUGGAGGCAGAUUACCUGUUGAGAACUAGGCAGGUUGUGGAUAUGUCAGAUAAUUUGUAUCCUAAAAACCGUGCUAUGUGCAGUGAAGAAACAAGAUUAAAGUCUUUUGACAGCUGGCCCCUUGAUGCUCAGUUGACACCAAAGGAAUUGGCUAAUGCUGGAUUCUAUUAUACAGGUGUUGGUGAUCAAGUAGCAUGUUUUUGCUGUGGUGGAAAAUUGAAAAAGUGGGAACCCAGCGACAGAGCUUGGUCAGAACACAAGAGGCAUUUUCCCAACUGCUUUUUUGUCUUGGGCUGGGAUGUUGGAAAUGUUCCAGGUGAAUCUGUUCCCACUGAGCUUGAGAGAGGUGGUGUGAACAAUGCACAGCAUCCAAGGAAUCCAUCUAUGGCAAAAUACGGAAGACGUUUACAAACAUUUUUAACUUGGAUAUAUCCUGUUGAUAAAGAGCAACUUGCUGAAGCUGGGUUCUAUAGCACAGGUAAUGGUGAUCACGUUGUGUGUUUCCACUGUGGUGGAGGAUUGCAAGAAUGGAAGGAAAAUGAAGACCCAUGGGAUCAACAUGCCAAAUGGUUUCCUGGGUGCAGAUUUGUGGGAAAGAAAAAGGGGCUAGAAUUUAUAAAUAACGUUCACUUAAGAGAUGGAUGUAGGGAUUCAACAACAGAAGCUGCUGAAGGGACGAUACUUUCUAAAGAUGAUCUCUUACAGAAUCCUUUGGUACAAAGUGCCAUAGACAUGGGUUUCAGUUUGUCUGAGAUUAGGAACACCGUGGAAAAGAGAUUGCAGAUGUCUGGAGAAAGUCAUACAUCUGUUGAGGAUCUGGUAGCAGAUUUAAGUGCUCAGAAAGAACAUACAAGGGAAGAAGAACCAAAUGAAAUCCCAGUUGAGCAAGAUGAGCUUAUUCAAUUGCAAAACCUCUAUCUCAGUACUGAAGAGAAGUUAAGGCGCUUGCAGGAAGAAAAGCUUUGUAAAGUCUGUAUGGCUAAAGACAUAUCAGUUGUCCUCAUUCCCUGUGGUCACCUAGUUGCCUGUAAGGAAUGUGCUGAAGCACUUAAUAAAUGCCCUCUGUGUCGUACAAAUAUUAUGAAAAGACAGGAAAUUUUUAUGUAUUAGUGAAAUAUAAAACACUGUGGAUGCCAACAUUUCCUGCUUUGUGUAAUGUAAUGUAAAAAAUGCAGUUAAUUCCAGGAUGUAAUCAUAUGGCAGCAUUUAGAUUUUUCUACUCUCAGACUCUACAUAUAACAUUAAAAAAAUAUUUUCCUUAAAUAAAUUUUUUGUAUGUAAAAACCAACAUUGAAAGGCAAAUAUAUUCUGUAACUUCAGUUCAUGCACGUGAUUUGGGAAAGCCUAAGUAAUGCAAAUCUUUAUGCGAUCGUUCCUUUGCUUCACUUUGGUAGGACUCUGUAUGACUGAAGUUUAUGCGAAUACAGUUGUAUAAAGAGUCUGGCCCUAGAUACAAUUUGUAAAUAAGUGAGGUUAAAAAAUUAUGUACAUGUGUAUUAUAUCUGAGAUUUUUAGCUUCUCCAAUGUCAUGUAAGAGUGAGAAUGUUACCUUAUUUCUGUAACUUUAGUUGUGACAUAAUUCAGAGAAUAUGUGUAAACUUGCUGCUGCAAUAUUUCACCUUGUUUGCCACUACUACUUUGUAAGUUUGUCCGGUUUGAUAUGUAAUUCCUGUCUCCCCAUUUAUUUUUUUCUGUUUUAGAUGUAUAAAUUGGCCUCAGUAAACUGAUUUUAGCUAUCUGUUCUUCACAAAAAUCCCUCUGUAUAUAAAAUGUACAUUGAUUUCACUCCAUAAAAGAGAACUCAACUGAAAUUAAGGAGAUUUUACAUACCUUGUGGUCUCAUUUUAAACUUGCCCCCUUACACAAAAAGGUGGUCAUUGUUUGAUUUUCUUUCUUUUUUUUAACAUCAUCCUUACUCAUUUAUCUGCUAAUCGUUUGCAGUCCUUCUGUUUGUCUCUUUUUUUAUAAGAGGGUGGUAAACUCUUAUCUCCAUGAAAAUGCUUUCUUGUUUUAAUUUAAAUUCACAAGUAAUGUUAGAAAUUUUUUUGUCCUUGUCGGUUUGCAACAUUUGCAUUAAAAAGUGAAGAACAAUUCUAGUGAGAGUCACCUUAAGAUAGUUGAAACUAUUUCUUACUGGACUAAUACUCAGUUCUCCAAUUAAAAAUCAGAGUUUUGUAUUUAAGUACAGCUGGUUUAUGAUCACUCUAAUUAUGUGACUUCCUUAUUUUGUGGAGCUACUGAUGUUCUGUGCAUAUAUUUUUCUUUGAGUCCUACACACAAAGAGAUUUAGAAUAUAGAAUAUAGUUUUUCACACUAUAAGUUUUAAAUCCAGUAGACAGAAAUCUAAUGUCUAUUCUUUAUAUUUUUUUAAAUAUGUGCUAUGAUUAUAUCUUGGUGUAAUGUUAUGAAUAUUUAAAAUAAAGUGCAACCUAGCUGUUCCUUGAUCAUCAUAGUUAAUUCUCACAUGCAAAAAAACCACCCCCAAACCCACCACCAAACAGAAGGAUGCUUUCAGUUGCUUUUUUUGUUUUGUAACUCAACUGAUACUAAUUUAACCUGAGUGUUAUUAAGGAUAAUAUAUUUUAAUUGCAGAGGAAAUAAAAUCUAUUGUUUGUAUAAAUUUAA